GGCGGCGCUUCUAGCCCUUCUAGCACUCAAAUCUCUUCCCUCCUCCUCCCUCACUAGGCCUGUUUCGCAAAGCGGUGGAAACUUUUGCGCUCGGAGCGUACUGCAGAAUACAGAGUAAAGUAAACCUCGGCGUGACCCAUUUCACGCCACAUGGAUCGGCGCGCGCGCGUGUGUUUAUUUCAGAUGCGCGCUAAACUCGGAUCAUGGGCGAGCAGCUCGAAGAAGUGGCCGUCGGCACGCGCGUCUCCUGCGACGGUCACUACGGCGUGGUACGCUACUGCGGACCGGUAGUCGACACCAAGGGCACAUGGCUGGGCAUUGAAUGGGAAGACCCAUACCGUGGCAAGCACAAUGGAUGCCACAAUGGUGUCCAGUACUUUCAAACAAGGUCGGAGACAGGCGGAUCGUUCAUUCGUCCGCAGAAGGUGGAGCGGACGCUGAGCGUGGCGGAUGCUGUGCGCGAGAAGUACUUCUCAACCCUAUCCGAUCUAGAGGCACCCAGCCUCAGUGAAGACCAAGAUGUGCUGCUCUUGCAGUUCACGCCGAACCGGACUGUUCAGUUUGUCGGCCCCGAGAAGAUCACCGCCAUUCUCAGCCGUGGCGAGACUAUCCGUGAGGUGGUCCUGGCAAAUAUGCCCGUGGACCGGCCUGGCAAUGAUGGUGAGCUGGCGGGCCUGGUGCCCAAGCUUCAAUGCCUGGUGCUCACACACACCAUGUUGUCGACGUGGGAACAAGUGGCACAGAUCACCCGUCAGCUGCCGUACCUGUCGGAACUGCACCUCAGCAAGAACAUGCUGGAGAUACCAAAGGAGCCGGCAGAGCUUCGGGACUACUUCCGGUCUGUUCGGCAGAUGGUCCUGCGGGGUGUUGGCUACAGCUGGGACCAGGCCCUGCAGUGUGCAGAGAUGUGGCCCUGGGUCGAGAAUCUGGUUCUGUCGCUGAACGGCAUCAGCGUUCUGCGGCCGCCACCCGAGAUGCUGUUUCAGCAGCUCGAACGCCUGUCGCUACAGGACAACCCUAUCUCCUCCUGGGAGACUGUCUGCCAUCUGGGGCAUUUGCCAAGGUUAAAAAGCCUGUCACUGGCUGACUGCGACCUGACAAGCAUCUCGUUCCCGGAUACACCGCCGGGCCAGAAAACCCCAUUGUUUGCCAACCUGGUGAUACUGAACCUUCACAACAACCGUCUUGAAGAGUGGGUCAGCAUAGCGGAGCUGAACAAGCUGGCGCGUCUGGAGGAUCUGUUUGUGAAAGGGAACCCUGUGACAGUCCGUGAGAGGCGGCACAUCUCACGCUGCCUCCUGGUGGCUCACCUGGGAAACCUGCAGCUCCUCGACAGAAUGGCGGUCACAAGAGAUGAAAGGCGUGAAGCUGGCAUCUACUACGUAAACCGGUUCUUUCCAUUGUGGGUCCAGUGUGGUGGAACUGCAGAAGGGGGCACACCUUCUCCAGAGUUCCUCCGUGAACAUCCUAGGUUCCUCAGCCUUCUCAAAACCUAUGGAGCACCGGAAACUGUGCCAGAUGGCAAAACGUCGUCAUUAAACAAGAGGGUCAUCACUGUUGAAAUUCAUGCGCCCCAGGAACCUGAUCGAGGACCAAUCAGGAAGCGCCUACCGUUGUCCAUGUCGGUGGAGAAGCUGAAAGCCCUGGUGAUGCAGCUGUUCCCUCGGAAAGGAAGCCGCUUCUGCCUUCCCUGGCAAGUCUUGAGGAAGGAAAGGAGUCAGUGCUAGACAAGGAACGCCGUGACCUCAGCUUCUAUGACAUCACCGAUGGCAGUCGCAUCUAUGUGCGUUGGUAGGGGUGCGCACGUCGUGUGUUGGGCGUGAAGUGUUUGGAACGAAGUGUUGUGAUGGCUAAAUGGGUACACUCCACUGCUGUGCUCGUGCCGUGUCAUGUAGACCAGCUACCUCGAUCACUGUUGCAAGCGCACCGUAUUCGAUGUGACAGAGCGACCCUCCAUCAUCUUUCUGUUUCGUUUAGCCUGUGAAGGCUAGUGCGUGUCAAGACGUCAUCAACCACAUCUGCCAUUUUGUUUGCUGCUA
Molecule: messenger RNA, 2039 nt
Organism: Dermacentor silvarum
Lineage: Eukaryota; Metazoa; Arthropoda; Arachnida; Ixodida; Ixodidae
Product: tubulin-specific chaperone E
Exons: 13
Coding region: 204-1727 (507 amino acids)
Molecular function (GO): protein binding
Source: RefSeq, a predicted model, not a curated record